AUGUCCAUCGACACCAAGCCGCCGAACCCUGACCGGGACGAGAGCGAAGAGUCGACUGGUUCCACCCCGGAGAGGGAGCAGAACCCGUCCAUGACUGCCGGCAGCGGCAGCAACAUCAUCAACGUCUCCCAGGACGGCCAGCAGCCCAAGAGAAAGGGUGGCCGCAAGCCUAUCUAUGCCACUUCUGAAGAGCGCAAACAGCGCAACAGACAGGCGCAAGCUGCCUUCAGAGAGCGCCGCACUGAGUAUAUCAAACAACUCGAGGAAACCAUCCGCGUCCAUGAGUCCAACUUACACAAUCUGCAGGCGGCGCACCGCACUGCCGCUGAAGAAUGCCUGAUGCUGCGAUACAAGAACUCGCUUCUCGAGCGUAUCCUCCUCGAAAAAGGCAUCGAUGUCCAAGCCGAACUCCAAGCCAAAACCGGCAGUCCCAACCUGGCGCCCACUCACAUGCCGCAGAAUCUGGUCCAGCCGCCUCCUCUUCAACGUACCAUGAUGCAUCGACACCACGCGCGCAAGUCUACUUCCAGCAUUGCUCCCAAGACCGAACCCGGCACAGCUCUUCCACCACCUUUGCAGCCUCAUAAAACCGCGCCAUCACCCAAGAAUCGACCAACACCCUCUUCUCAUGCCAAUUCCCCCAAUACGACAGGCUCGGCAUUCUCUCCCGCAGCCUCAGAUACAUUGUCCAUGAGAGGUUCGAUUUCUGGGCUGUCUCGUCAGCAGAUGACACCCAUCUCCAUCACCACCUCUUCGUCGAGGCAGCCACUUGCACAGGCCGGAUCGAGGGCCGCAAUGGGCUCCGGCGCAUCAUUCUAUCCGACACCUUCCUUCCAAAAUCACAUUGAGCAGCUUGAACAAGAAUACGAAGCCGAUAUGGUUGACGAUUCAGAGAUUGAGACUCCAAGCGGUCCCGGCCCAUACCCUGGCGGUUUUAACGGCGAGCAGCAAACGAUGCUUCUCUCUCCAGCUUCCACCGGGCCCGGGCAUCAGGUGACAACUGGCUCUCAGUACCCCUCAAUGUCUCAACUUUUGGACCAAAACGCAGACUGGGGAGAUCCGUUUGGUCUCAGCGCUAGCAUGGCUUUCCCGGCUCAGCCUUUUCCGUUCGACCAGGCACACAUGAGGUGA
Molecule: messenger RNA, 1131 nt
Organism: Trichoderma gamsii
Lineage: Eukaryota; Fungi; Ascomycota; Sordariomycetes; Hypocreales; Hypocreaceae
Exons: 4
Coding region: 1-1131 (376 amino acids)
Cellular component (GO): RNA polymerase II transcription regulator complex
Molecular function (GO): DNA-binding transcription activator activity, RNA polymerase II-specific; transcription cis-regulatory region binding
Source: RefSeq, a predicted model, not a curated record